AUGCCUAGCAAAACUUUAGUAUCGGGUAAUGAUGCAAGGCGUGCUGAUUUUGACAAGAUUCUCCAUGGCGCAUCGUCCGAGUCCCCGGGCGGCUUGCGUGCCAUGAUGGGCAAGGACCGAGAGGCCAACGAGGUGGCAGUGAAGGAGUAUUUCCGACACUGGGACAACAAGAAGGCCCAGGACGAGGCGGAGGCCGUCCGCCAGGCUCGAGCAGAUGACUAUGCCAGCCUGACUAGACAGUAUGGCUUACUUGCCACCCCCUUCUUGCACGAUUGUGGCAUUUUUGGUGUCUACGAAUGGCUCAUGACAGAGUCUUACGAUGAUGAGGACCUUGAGCAUCGCCGCAUCAGACUCGAUAUUGAACAGGGAGACGGUAUCCCGCAGAUGUUUGGGGUGCGUGAGGGGCUGGCGGCUAUAAGGGAGGCCGGCUUUGAGCUGGUACACCAUGAGGACUUCGCGGCUUUGGACAGCGGUCCCGGGGUGGUGGCGCAUGCGUUUUUGCAAGCCCUUGAGAUGGCGAGGAUUGUGCCGUCUGGCACAAGCCCAUUUUUUGUUCCAAUAAUUCAAGUCCAUCAACCGUCUCCCUGGAUACCGGACACACCUACGUAA
This is a messenger RNA of Metarhizium acridum CQMa 102, 609 nucleotides long. Lineage: Eukaryota; Fungi; Ascomycota; Sordariomycetes; Hypocreales; Clavicipitaceae. The record is from RefSeq and is a predicted model, not a curated record.